Molecule: messenger RNA, 1988 nt
Organism: Syngnathoides biaculeatus (alligator pipefish)
Lineage: Eukaryota; Metazoa; Chordata; Actinopteri; Syngnathiformes; Syngnathidae
Product: forkhead box protein D1-like
Exons: 2
Coding region: 217-852 (211 amino acids)
Biological process (GO): cell differentiation; anatomical structure morphogenesis; regulation of transcription by RNA polymerase II
Molecular function (GO): DNA-binding transcription factor activity, RNA polymerase II-specific; RNA polymerase II cis-regulatory region sequence-specific DNA binding
Source: RefSeq, a predicted model, not a curated record
GCGGCUAAGGAAGUGGACGGAUGGAUGAAAAGAUUAUUUUCGAUCAAGUUUGUGUCUCGGAUCCGAUUAGACCGGAACUACGCAGUCUCCUCCCCAGGGGUUGUCUGAACGAGGAGGUGCAUUUGGGCUCGGUAGGAGGAGGAGGAAGAGGAGGAGGAGGACGCUAAAAGUCAAAGAUGAAGAGUUGCGUUCCGUCUCCAGCCCGCACCGAGGAUCAUGACUCUGCACCGCAAAGCCCCUGAAGGCGCGCACCUCCACGCGGGCGUGCGGGACGACGAGGUCCCGGGCCGCAGCGCCGCGUCCCCGCCGAAGCCGCCCUACUCUUACAUCGCCCUGAUCACCAUGGCGAUCCUGCAGAGCCCCAAGAAGAGACUCGCCCUCAGCCAGAUCUGCGACUUCAUCGGCCGCAACUUCGCCUACUACCGGGACAGGAUCCCCACGUGGCACAACUCCAUCCGACACAACCUGUCCCUGAACGACUGCUUCGUCAAGGUCCCGCGGGGGCCCGGCGUUCCGGGGAAGGGAAACUUCUGGACUUUGGACCCCAUGUCGGCCGACAUGUUUGCAAACGGGAGCUUCCUCCGGCGGAGGAAACGCUUCAAGAGGCCACGCUCGCCCCGGAGGACACUGACCGACUCCGCCGUGGCGGCGCUUCUUCAUCCCGGACCCGCCCGAAUCCCUCUGCUGGAAACCGAGCCUUGCAGUCCUCCCCGAGAGAUUCCCGUCUUGUUUGGACCGCUUUUGGACAGAAUCUCUCCCUUCACCUACGCCGUCUCCUUUCACGGGAGGACGCCCAAUUACAUCAUCGCUGAGCCGACACGCUCGUCCUGCUUUAGCGCUGUAACUGCUUGACGCGCUGAUUAUGUAGCUUUUUUUUUUUGCACAGAAAAAAAAUCAUAACGUGACAAUUAUGGCAUUAUUUCACACCUAUGACAAAGUGUAGGACUUUUUAAACAAAGCAAUAAUAUAAUUGUGUACUGUUAGUUCACUUAUUACAAGUGUAGCCUUGACUUUUGGCAAGCUGACACGAUUUGGUAAGUGAGGAUACAGUGGCUACAAAAGUCUACACACCCCUGUUGAAAUGCUAAAAAUUACACCAGGAUAUCAUUUGAAACUGUUUUCUGCCAUCGUGACCUGUAACCUGUAGAACUCAAUUUAAAUCUAAAUUCAAAGUCCAUCCAUCCAUUUUCUCAUCUGAUUAUCCUCACAAGGGUCGCGGGGAGUGCCGGAGCCUAUCCCAGCUGUCAACGGGCAGGAGCCGGGGUACACCCUGAACUGGUCGCCAGCCGAUUGCAGGGCACAUGGAGAUUAACAGCUGCACUCACAAUCACACCUAGGGGCAAUUUAGAGUGUCCAAUUAGUGUUGCAUGUUUUUGAGACGUGGAAGGAAACCGGAUUACUCGGAGAAAAGCCACGCAGGCACGGGGAGAACAUGCAAACUCCACACAGGCGGGUCAAGGGAUUCAACCCGGGACCCCAAAACUGUGAGGCCAACACUUCACCGUGCCUCCAAUUCUAAUCCAAUAUUUUUAUCCAUCCAUCCAUCCAUCCAUCCAUUUUCUUUGCCGCUCAUCCUCACAAGAGUCGCGGGGAGUGCUGGAGCCGAUUCCAGCUGUCAUACUUGACCGUUAUACUUGACUUAAACUGCACUCCAGUUCACUAAUUACAUGAAUUUAUGACAUAUAAUUUGAAAAGGUUGUACUCUGCCAAGACAAUAAAAUGUGCACCGUUGAAAGAUUUUCCCCAGAAGGCCUCAUUAAAUUAGACGUGAUUGAAUAUACAAGAUUGUGCGUCCUGAGUACUUCUCUCUUCGUUUGUCUGCUUUAAUCAAAACAGUUCGAGUAAACGAGUCGCACGUGUUGCGUUCCCUCUGAACACCGAGCAAGCAUCUGGACUUCAACAAGGUCGAGAGUCAGUUUUCCGGAUUGAAUUCAACAUGAAUGUACAAUCUGCUGAUUGUUGAGAAACGUGUGACGAUAUUUCAUUAA